Chaetomium strumarium is the source of this 4026-nucleotide messenger RNA. Its product is annotated as P-loop containing nucleoside triphosphate hydrolase protein. Gene Ontology annotation, cellular component: membrane. NCBI's taxonomy places the organism in Eukaryota, Fungi, Ascomycota, Sordariomycetes, Sordariales, Chaetomiaceae. Gene Ontology annotation, biological process: transmembrane transport. The transcript is spliced from 2 exons. Gene Ontology annotation, molecular function: ABC-type transporter activity; ATP hydrolysis activity; ATP binding. The record is from RefSeq and is a predicted model, not a curated record. Bases 1 to 4026 code for a protein of 1341 amino acids.
AUGGCGGCCGAUCUGAACGAGAAGACGGCGGUAUCCACCCCGAACGGCGGUCCGUCUCGGCAGAGCUCCAGCCACGGCGAGUCGACGGACGGCAACAAGGAGGAGCGCACCGUGGAUCUCUCCAAAGCCGACAGCAAGGUCGUCCAGGCCAAGGAUGCCAACACUGAUGAGGAUCCCUAUGCGCACUUCCCCGAGCACGAGGCCAAGAUCCUCAGGGAUCAGGUCUACACGCCCGAUGUCAAGGUGGGAUUGGCCAUGCUCUACCGCUACUCCUCCCGCAAUGACCUGAUCAUCAUAUUUGUGGCGUCCAUCUGUGCCAUCGCCUCUGGCGCCGCCCUUCCCCUGAUGACGGUCGUCUUUGGCAACCUCCAAGGAACCUUCCAGGACUACUUCCGCCCCAAUACCACCAUGACCUACGACGAGUUCACCGGCGAGCUGGGGAGAUUGGUGCUCUACUUCGUCUACCUGGCCAUUGCCGAGUUCGUUACGUCCUACGUCGCGACUGUCGGCUUCAUCUACACCGGCGAGCACAUUAGCGCCAAGAUCCGCGAGCACUAUCUCGAGAGCUGCAUGAAGCAAAACAUCGGUUUCUUCGACAAACUCGGUGCCGGUGAGGUCACGACACGCAUCACAGCCGACACAAAUCUCAUCCAAGAGGGAAUCUCUGAGAAGGUCGGGCUAACGCUCCAGGCCGUGGCAACCUUCGUCGCCGCUUUCGUCAUUGGGUUUGUCAGCUACUGGAAGUUGACGCUCAUCUUGCUGAGUACCGUGGUUGCCCUGCUGCUCUGCAUGGGGACGGGCUCGAGGUUCAUAGUCAAAUUCUCGAGGCAGAACAUCGCCGCCUACGCUCAGGGAGGUUCGGUUGCCGAGGAAGUCAUCAGCAGCGUUCGCAAUGCCAUCGCCUUCGGCACACAGGAUCGCUUGGCUAAGCAGUACGACAGCCAUUUGAUUCGCGCGGAGAUCUUCGGUUUCAAGCUCAAGGCUAGUUUGGCCACCAUGAUUGCCGGCAUGAUGACCAUCCUCUAUCUCAACUACGGCCUGGCCUUCUGGAUGGGAUCGCGCUUCCUCGUUGACGGGUCCGUGUCUCUGAGCAAGGUCUUGAUUGUCAUGAUGAGCGUCAUGAUCGGCGCUUUCAACCUUGGCAACGUCGCGCCCAACCUCCAGGCUUUCACGACGGCGCUGGGCGCAGCGGCCAAGAUAUAUAGUACUAUUGACCGCAAGUCCCCGAUCGAUCCGUCCAGCGAAGAGGGUACCAAGCUCGAAAAUGUGGUUGGCACCAUUCGCCUGGAGCGCAUCAAGCAUGUCUACCCGUCGCGGCCCGAGGUUGUUGUCAUGGACGAUGUCUCGCUUACGAUUCCUGCCGGCAAAGUCACAGCCCUUGUUGGGGCCUCUGGAAGCGGCAAGUCGACCAUUAUCGGCCUGGUUGAGCGGUUUUACUCGCCGCUGGAGGGAAGUGUUUACCUGGAUGAUGUGGAUAUCUCGACCCUCAACCUCCGUUGGCUCCGCCAACAAAUUGCGCUUGUGUCCCAAGAGCCCACCCUGUUCGGCACGACAAUCUUCGAAAAUAUCCGCUAUGGUCUGAUUGGGACGAAGUGGGAGAAGGAAAGCCCCGAGAAGCAGAAGGAGCUCAUUGAGGAGGCGGCGAAGAAGGCCAAUGCUCAUGACUUCAUCACCUCUCUCCCGGAAGGGUACGAGACAAAUGUGGGCGAGCGCGGUUUCUUGCUUAGCGGUGGGCAGAAGCAGCGUAUCGCUAUUGCCCGUGCCGUUGUUUCUGACCCCAAGAUCCUUCUUCUGGACGAAGCGACCAGUGCGCUGGACACCAAAUCCGAGGGUGUUGUGCAGGCCGCCCUGGAAGCUGCCUCAGAGGGCCGUACCACCAUCACCAUUGCGCACCGGCUGUCGACCAUCAAGGAUGCCCACAACAUUGUUGUCAUGUCCCAAGGUCGGAUUGUUGAGCAGGGCAACCACGACGAACUCCUGGAGAAGCGCGGCGCAUACUACAAGCUUGUGACGGCUCAGGCCAUUGCGGCAGUGAACGAGAUGACGGCCGAGGAGCAGGAAGCCAUGGACCAGGAAGAGGAACAAGCCCUUAUACGCAAAGCCUCGACAAGGAACAAGGAGAGCGGAAGCGGUGCUGUUCCCGAGGAUCCCGACGAUGACAUUCAGGGCAGGCUCCAUAAGAGCCAGUCGCAGCACAGCGCCAGCUCCAUGGCGUUGGCGGCGCGGACGACGGAUGAGAAGAAAAACUACAGCCUCUGGACCCUGAUCAAGGUGAUUGCGAGCUUUAACAGGGAGGAGUGGAAGCUUAUGUUGAUUGGUCUUUUCUUCUCUGCUAUAUGCGGUGGUGGUAACCCGACGCAAGCUGUCUUCUUCGCCAAGCUCAUCAGUGCUCUUUCCGUACCGGUCACCCCGGCCACGAUCCCCCACAUCCAGUCCGAAGCAUCUUUCUGGUGCCUCAUGUACCUGAUGCUCGCCAUCGUCCAGUUCAUCGCAUUUUCUGCUCAGGGCAUUCUUUUCGCCAAGUGCAGCGAGCGUCUGAUUCACCGGGUCCGCGACAUGUCAUUCCGAUCCAUGCUCCGCCAGGAUGUCGAAUACUUUGACCUCGACGAGAACUCGGCCGGCGCGCUCACGUCCUUCCUCAGCACCGAGACAACUCAUGUCGCCGGGAUCAGCGGCUCCACGCUGGGAACCUUGAUCAUGGUGUUCACGACGCUGGUUGCCGCGUGUACGGUUGCCCUCGCGAUAGGGUGGAAGUUGGCACUUGUGUGCAUUGCGACGAUGCCCAUAGUUAUUGGCUGCGGUUUCUUCCGCUUCUGGAUGCUCGCGCACUAUCAGCGCCGGGCGAAAAAAGCUUAUUCCGGCUCGGCGAGCUUUGCCUCGGAGGCCAUCACAGCAAUUCGCACUGUUGCUGCGCUCACUCGCGAAGAGGACGUCCUCGCGCAGUACAGAGCGAACCUCGCGAUCCAGCAGCGGGCCAGUCUGAUCUCGGUACUCAAGUCGAGCCUUCUGUACGCGGCGUCUCAGUCGUUCAUGUUCCUCGCGUUUGCGCUGGGCUUCUGGUACGGCGGCACUCUGAUUGCCAAGUACGAGUACGACAUGUUCCAGUUCUUCAUCGUGUUCUCGUCUGUUAUCUUCGGCGCCCAGUCUGCCGGAUCCGUCUUCAGCUUCGCCCCGGACAUGGGCAAGGCGGUCGAGGCGUCGCGCGAGCUGAAGACACUCUUUGACCGCAAGCCGAUCAUCGACACCUGGGCUGCGGACGGCGAGAAGAUCGAGGCGGUUGAGGGCAACAUCGAGUUCCGCGACGUGCAUUUCCGCUACCCUACGCGUCCGGAGCAGCCUGUGCUGCGCGGCCUGAACCUGAACAUCCAGCCGGGCCAAUACGUUGCUCUCGUGGGCGCGUCAGGAUGCGGAAAGUCGACGACGAUCGCCCUUCUGGAGCGCUUCUACGACCCCUUGGCUGGCGGGAUUUACGUGGAUGGCAAGGAAAUCAGCACGCUGAACGUCAACGAGUACCGCAGCUUCAUCGCCUUGGUGUCGCAGGAGCCCACACUAUACCAGGGCACGAUCAAGGAGAACAUCCUACUCGGUGCGCCGCACGAGGUUUCGGACGAGCAGAUCAAGUUCGCGUGCCAGGAAGCCAACAUCUACGACUUCAUUCUCUCGCUCCCCGACGGGUUCAACACCGUCGUCGGAUCCAAGGGCGCGUUGCUCAGUGGUGGGCAGAAGCAGCGCAUCGCAAUUGCGCGGGCGUUGGUCCGGGAUCCCAAGAUCCUGCUCCUCGACGAGGCCACCAGCGCCCUCGACUCGGAGAGCGAACACGUUGUGCAGGCGGCGCUGGACAAGGCGGCCAAGGGGCGGACGACGAUUGCUGUGGCGCACCGGCUGAGCACCAUUCAGAAGGCCGACAUCAUCUACGUGUUUGACCAGGGCCGCAUCGUGGAGCAGGGCACGCAUGUCGAGCUGAUGCACAAGAAUGGGCGGUACGCUGAGCUGGUGAACCUGCAGAGCUUGGAGAAGCACAGGUGA